AUGCUCUUUGAGUUUCGCAAGGGAAAUAACGCAACAGUUGCUACCAAAAACAUUUGCGAUGUUUAUCCAAAUGCACUGGACAUUUGUAAAUGCCAAAGGUGGUUUUCCAAGUUCAAAUCGGGUAAUUUUGAUCUUUCCGACUCGUAUCGAUCAGGAAGACCAUCAGCGUUAGACAACGACGUGUUAAGGGCGGAAGUGGAAGCAAAUCCGUGUCAGACGAUCGAGGAAUUGUCAAACAGUCUCAACCAACCUUGGUCGACCAUCCAAGAACAUUUGAAGCAGAUUGGGAAAGUAAGCAGAGCAGGUGUUUGGGUCCCGCAUAAUCUGUCCGAACAGAAUAAGGCUAACCGAUCAAUCACAUGCAACAGAAAAAAUUAAUGAAUUGGGGUGGGAGGUGCUGCCUCAUCCACCAUAUUCGCCCGAUGUUGCACCAUCGGAUUUCCA
This is a messenger RNA of Ctenocephalides felis (cat flea), 444 nucleotides long. Its product is annotated as histone-lysine N-methyltransferase SETMAR-like. Lineage: Eukaryota; Metazoa; Arthropoda; Insecta; Siphonaptera; Pulicidae. Bases 1 to 378 code for a protein of 125 amino acids. The transcript has a single exon. The record is from RefSeq and is a predicted model, not a curated record.